GAUCACAAUGAAACGUUGAGAAUGUACCUUCUGCACAGAGGAGUAGUCUAACAUAUCAAAAAUUUACCAGAGAAUCUUAACUCAAGAAACAAAGAAAGAAAAAGCACCAUGGGGGACAAGAGCGAAGCGUACUAUAAUUUUAAGGCAAAUUACAAUCUCCACACGGACACUGGCCUAAGUGGGGGUGAUAUCGGAGUUGUCAUUGCAUACUUCAUUGUCAUCAUUAUUGUGGGAAUAUUCGCAAUGUAUAGAGCAAACAGACAGACAGUUGGUGGUUAUUUUUUGGCAGGAAGGUCAAUGCUUUGGUUACCUGUGGGUGCUUCGUUGUUUGUAAGUAAUAUUGGAACUGAACAUUUCAUUGGACUGGCAGGAUCGGGUGCAGGCAAUGGGAUCAGUGUCGGUGCAUGGGAAUUUAAUGCAAUACUGUUGCUUCAGUUACUGGGAUGGAUUUUUAUACCCGUGUACAUAGCUUGCGGGACGUAUACAAUGCCUCAGUACCUCUCCAAGCGAUUUGGUGGGAAACGGCUUCGAAUCUACUUUGCAGUUCUUUCGCUUAUCCUGUACAUUUUUACAAAAUGUUCGGGAGACCUUUUCACUGGAGCUCUCUUCAUUCAGCAAUCUCUCAGGUGGGACUUGUAUCUUAGCAUCGUCAUUCUUGUUUUUGUCACAGGACUUAUGACUAUAACAGGUGGACUUACUGCUGUCAUCUACACAGAUACUAUACAAGCCUUCCUGAUGGUCGGCGGUGGAUUGACUUUAAUGGGACUAGCUUUUAAGGAUGUUGGUGGAUAUGAUGGCAUGGUGAAAGAGUAUCAGAAAGCCAUGACAAAUGAGAGUUAUCAAAUACCUAAUGCUACCUGCCACCUACCGGACAAAAACGCAUUUCGGAUGUUGAGAGAAGCGGAUGAUGAUUACAUGCCAUGGGCUGGAUUCUUGCUGGGUCAGACACCAGGCUCAAUCUGGUACUGGUGUGCAGAUCAGGUCAUUGUCCAAAGGUUACUUGCAGCAAAAAGCAUCUCCCAUGCUAAAGGAGCAACACUUAUGGCGGGCUUCAUUAAAAUCCUUCCUCUGUUUAUGAUGGUUAUGCCAGGAAUGAUCAGUAGAAUCAAAUAUCCAGAUGAAGUUGCUUGCGUCGACAGAGACAUCUGUUACGAAGUGUGCCAGUCCUAUGCUGGGUGUACGAAUAUUGCCUAUCCCCGUCUGGUGUUAGGAAUCAUGCCCGAAGGUUUACGAGGGUUAAUGAUGGCGGUGAUGAUUGCUGCUCUGAUGAGUGAUCUCGAUUCUAUUUUUAACAGCGCCUCUACUCUCUUCACUAUUGAUAUUUACAAGAGAAUCCGUAAGAAUGCCAGUGUACAAGAACUUAUGAUAGUUGGAAGGAUCUUCAUCGUAGUGAUGAUUGGGGUAUCCAUUGCUUGGGUCCCUAUUCUAAAGGAGACACAAGGGGGACAGGUGUUUAUAUAUAUCCAGGAAAUAACUAAUUACCUCGCACCACCUUUUGCUGCUGUCUUUUUAUUGGCCGUACUAGUACCAAUGGUUAAUGAAAAGGGUGCCUUUUGGUCUUUAAUGAUUGCGCUAGUAGCGGGUGUGACCCGUAUGAUACUAGUGUAUGCUUACAAUGAUAGCAGCGGUGACUGUCUCAAACCUGAUACCCGUCCAGAAAUAUUGAAAAAUUUUCACUACAUGUACUUUGCUUUAUUAAUCACACUGAUGACUGCACUGUUUGCAAUUGCCAUUAGUUUUUUCACCGGGAGACCUACAGAAGAACAGCUUUUUCGAACAACAUAUUGGACAAGACAUGCCAAACUCAAAGACUGCAAUGGCGAUGUGAGCGGAGAAUUUGACAAUAUUGGAAUGUCUAUGUCGGAUAUAAGUGAAAAAGGAACAAGUAAUGGGACAAAUAAACCUCAUGUUUUUACUGUCGAAGAAUCAGAUUUAAAAAAGUACAGAGAUCCCUAUUUGGAUCAACAAAAAAUGGAUCGAGAGGACACAGAUGAAAGGUCCUGCAAGGCUUUACUCUUAAAAUACCUAUGCGGAGCAGGAAAAGGGAAUGAGGAGGAGGAUCUGAAAUUGAAAGAGCACAUGGCGAAGGUAGCAGAACUCAAGCAAAACAAGAUAGCUGCAAUAUUUCUGAACAUCGGUCUUGUUUUGAUCCUGAUGAUCGGUGCUUUUCUUUAUUUUUUCUGGUCGUAUUGGAGGUAUGAACCGAAAUAAGUGUACGUGUUUGAGGAUAUUUGAGUGAAGCAAGACUAGAGAAAUUGAUAGGUUCCCUCAUUCCAUGUGGAUGAAAGAUUGAGUCAAAGACUUUUUGUACGCUGUAAUUGCUAAAAAUGUGUUUCACAUUCAUUUGUAGAAUAUGGAAUUUACAUAUUUUUUUAAGUAUUCAGAAUAAGCACAUGUUUUACUAACAAAUAAUUACACAGAGGUUUCAGUUAUCUCAAAC
Molecule: messenger RNA, 2440 nt
Organism: Saccostrea echinata
Lineage: Eukaryota; Metazoa; Mollusca; Bivalvia; Ostreida; Ostreidae
Product: sodium/myo-inositol cotransporter-like
Exons: 16
Coding region: 109-2211 (700 amino acids)
Biological process (GO): inositol metabolic process; myo-inositol transport; transmembrane transport
Cellular component (GO): plasma membrane
Molecular function (GO): D-glucose:sodium symporter activity
Source: RefSeq, a predicted model, not a curated record